GUAGUUUCAUAAAAAAACAUCUAUUUAUAACGUCUGUGUUUGACUUAAUGUAUGUGUCGUUACGAUGAUUUUAUUCCAACGCUAGACGUAUUUUGUGGUUAUGACACAAGCAUAGAUUUUUGUUUUCUGUCGGAUUACGUCUGUGUGCAGUCCUUUUGUUUCCGUGUCUGGGAGGAGAACGGUGGUGUGAUUUUAGAGGAUAGAUUUAUCUGUCAAAAUGCAGGACCCGAACGAAGACACAGAGUGGAAUGAUAUCUUGAGGAAGAAAGGCAUUCUUCCUCCCAAAGAGAUACCUAAAGAUGAUGAAAAGGAGGAGCUGGGCCUCCAAGAACACUCCGUCGUUAAAACAUAUGAGAGCAUGACACUAGAAGAACUGGAGGAGAAUGAAGAUGAAUUUGGUGAAGAUGAUGAGGCUGCCAUGGAGAUGUACAGACAGAAGCGUCUUGCAGAGUGGAAGGCGACUCAGAUGAAGAAUGUGUUUGGGGAGAUGGGAGAAAUCUCCGCGCAGGACUAUGUGAAGGAGGUGAACAAGGCUGGAGAGGGGAUCUGGGUGGUGCUGCACCUCUACAAACAGGGCAUCCCUCUGUGUUCCCUCAUCAACCAGCAUCUGAGCGCGUUGGCCAGGAAGUUUCCCCAGACCAAGUUCCUCAAGUCCAUCUCCACCACCUGCAUCCCCAACUACCCCGACCGCAACCUGCCCACCAUCUUUGUCUAUUUUGAGGGGGAGAUGAAGGCUCAGUUCAUCGGCCCGCUGGUCUUUGGGGGAAUGAACCUCAAAGUCGAAGAGCUAGAGUGGAGGUUAUCAGAGACGGGGGCGGUGAAGACGGACCUGGAGGAAAACCCCAAGAAGCAAAUUGAAGACAAGCUAAUGUCAUCAAUCAGAUGUUCGCUUCCUGUACGAAAGGACAGUGACUCUGAGGACGAGGACGAUUAGAGGAAAUGUCACACCAGACCAGAAAGACCGUGUGGCUGCUACAUGGGAAACACUCAAAGGACCUUGAAUGGUUUGCAGGGACGGCGCCUCCUUUAUCCACAAGUACAUGCCAUAUUGUAACCAUGGCGCUCAGUCCUGCUCACGGCACCUUGACAGGACGCUUGGCUGGAGAGAAUCACACCUGUACAGCUCCAUGAGAACGUUGCACAACACAACAAUAACCCCUUUGUAAUUACAAUAAAUAUCCAACUCCAUCACCUGAAUUUUUACAAAAGCAUCAAACACAAAUUUAAUCUUUUUUUUAUUGUUUCAUGAUAAUUUUGUCACAAUGUACAUGUAAAUUAAAAUCUGCUAGAUUAAACGUGAGUUCACCUCUUUGCCACCGUCA
Messenger RNA from Monopterus albus (swamp eel), 1322 nucleotides. RefSeq names its product phosducin-like 3 (gene pdcl3). Gene Ontology annotation, cellular component: cytoplasm. Gene Ontology annotation, biological process: positive regulation of gene expression; protein folding; angiogenesis. Gene Ontology annotation, molecular function: vascular endothelial growth factor receptor 2 binding; protein folding chaperone. The coding region runs from base 218 to 934 and encodes 238 amino acids. The transcript has 6 exons. Lineage: Eukaryota; Metazoa; Chordata; Actinopteri; Synbranchiformes; Synbranchidae. The record is from RefSeq and is a predicted model, not a curated record.